Molecule: messenger RNA, 324 nt
Organism: Pistacia vera
Lineage: Eukaryota; Viridiplantae; Streptophyta; Magnoliopsida; Sapindales; Anacardiaceae
Product: acidic endochitinase-like
Exons: 1
Coding region: 1-324 (107 amino acids)
Biological process (GO): carbohydrate metabolic process
Cellular component (GO): extracellular region
Molecular function (GO): chitinase activity
Source: RefSeq, a predicted model, not a curated record
AUGGCUCAUCAAUAUCUGAACACUAUAGGCCUACUCUGCCUCAUGCUAGCUGCCGUCAUCAGCGGCUCUAAUGCCGGUGUGAUCUCCGUGUACUGGGGUCAGAAUGGAAAUGAAGGAAGCUUAGCAGAUGCUUGUGCCACUGGCAAUUAUGGAAUUGUGAACAUAGCUUUCUUAUCCACCUUUGGUAAUGGCCAGACCCCGUCACUCAAUCUCGCUGGCCACUGUGAUCCUGCCUCUAAUGGUUGCACUGGUUUGAGCUCCGACAUUAAAGCUUGCCAGAACCAAGGAAUUAAGGUCAUGCUCUUUGUUGAUGCUGAAUUUUAA